AUGGAAACAAAAACUCUUGUCAUGGAAGUUCUAGAAGCUAGAUCUCUUUCUCCAUCUGAUAUUAAUGGAUGGUCUGAUCCACUCGCAGUAGUUUAUCUAGGAAAAAAGAAAAUUGGCAAAACAAAAUAUAUUUCUCGCACUUUAAACCCUCAAUGGAAUGUUCGCAUUGAACGUGCUGAUGUUGAUAUAGCAGAAGAUAUUCGAGUUGAGAUCUGCGAUCACGAUGUCGUUGCUUCCGAUGUAUUAGGCGCUGUACAAAUUUCCUUGCUUCAAUUCGCUGAUGGUCGCUGGACAAAUCAGUGGUAUAGGCUUAUGGAUGAUAAAAAUCAUCCAGUUUCCGGCUACGUCCGCCUGAAAAUUCAAUUAGUUGAUAAUCCUGAGUAUGCCUUCAGAGAUAUGGAUCACAAUACAAAGCCAGAAGAAGAUGAUGAGAAGAAGCGCCAGGAAGCUAAGGAAGCUGCAGUUGAAAGAAGAAGAAUGCUUAUGAAACAACAUAUUGAAAUGGAACAACAGGCAGUUCACAUUCAACAAUUCAAGCAACAGCAAGAUGAAAACAGUAAGAUGAGAAAACAAGAUCCACAAUUUGUUGGAAAUUACGAUCAAUCUCAACCUCAUUGA
Molecule: messenger RNA, 618 nt
Organism: Trichomonas vaginalis G3
Lineage: Eukaryota; Parabasalia; Trichomonadida; Trichomonadidae
Product: C2 domain-containing protein
Exons: 1
Coding region: 1-618 (205 amino acids)
Molecular function (GO): calcium ion binding
Source: RefSeq, a predicted model, not a curated record